GUUUCAUUAGACAUCGGUUUUAGUCUGUCAAAAUGCAUUGCCCAGAGAGGUACAUCAAACACAACGGUAUGCAGCAGAAGGAAGCCAAGGAUACCUUGACUGCAUAUAUCGAGAAAAUGGUGUGGACUUCAAACGAAAUAGUUUUGGACAUAGGGUGUGGACCGGGUGACGUGACGUCAGAUAUCCUUUAUCCUUUUUUGAAAAAUAAAAUCAAACAGUUGAUUGGCGUUGACAAAUCCGUAUAAAUGGUAGAAUAUGCUAAAAAAACGUUUGGGAACUCCGAGAUCGAUUUCAAAGCUCUGGAUAUCGAAAACGCCGACGACUGCAACUCUUCUUAUUCCCGCGGAUUCAACAAAAUUUUUUCAUUUUUCUGCUUUCACUGGGUUCAUAAUAAAGCCGAUUCCUUGCUUAAUUUGCACACGAUGUUGGGAAGUGGUGGAGAAAUUUUGAUUAACUUCUUGUUAGUCAAUCCGUUGGUUGAAUUGUACAAAUGUAUGGACGAAGAAUGGCAAAAAUAUGUUAAGGACCUACAGCACAUGGCUCAAGAUUUGUUUUCACAAGAUGAAUUGAGAGAAAUGUUCGUCAAUGCUGGAUUUCGAAUCAUCAGCAUAGAAUCAAGUGUCAAAAAAUAUGCAUAUCCAGACAUCUCAUCAUUUUUGGAUGCCGUCAAAGCUGUAGAUGAAAUAUACAGUAUUUUGCCACAACAUAUGCAUGACAGAUACACCACACACUUUAAAGGUAAAGCAUUUGAGAAGCAAAUGGUUGAAAUAUGUCCAAUCACAGGAAAAGCAGUCUUUAAAUAUCAUCCUAUUAAUGUGCAUGCUAUCAAAGAUUAAAAUUUAAAACAGAAUAAUCAAUAAUAACUUUAUGAUUUAUA
This is a messenger RNA of Myzus persicae (green peach aphid), 877 nucleotides long. RefSeq names its product juvenile hormone acid O-methyltransferase-like. The transcript has 4 exons. The record is from RefSeq and is a predicted model, not a curated record. NCBI's taxonomy places the organism in Eukaryota, Metazoa, Arthropoda, Insecta, Hemiptera, Aphididae.